Messenger RNA from Schistosoma bovis, 1462 nucleotides. Lineage: Eukaryota; Metazoa; Platyhelminthes; Trematoda; Strigeidida; Schistosomatidae. The record is from the annotation of a GenBank genome assembly.
AUGGUUUCCAGUUCUUACUUUACACCAUCACCGAUAGUUCGAAGUAAAAGUUCAAUGAAUAUUUUGACAUCAUCAAAUAAAAACAAUGAGAAAUCUCGUGGUUUAACACAAAUUUGGCCUUGUAAUGUUCAAUUGUCUAGAUAUCAAUCAUUAGAACAUCCUAGUAAUUAUUAUAAUUAUGCAAGAAAAUGCAUCUAUCCACGUCAUAGUGAAACAAUGUGGAAUUUAGUUAAUAAAGCUGCUUUGCAAAAUGCUGCUCAUGAACGAGCUGAAGCAGAAGAAUUACGACUACAAUCAUGGCAAAAGAUUCAACAAGUUAAUAGACAAACUAAAAAUAGACAAGCUGAAGCAACAAAUAAACUACGAGAAAGAGUAGAAGAAAUAAAUCAUUGGAAAAAUGAACUGAAGACGGAAAUUCAUUUAAAUGAAGAAGAACAAGAGAGAUUAAAAACAAAUAUUCAACUUCUAAACUACAAUAAAGAUUAUAUAAGAAAGCCAUUAGAAAUAGCUGAAGAAUGUCUAGCAAACAGAGAACAAAGACAUGGAAUUGAUGAAGUUAAAGAUAUUGUUGAAAGAGCAUUAAGUAAAGAACUUCCCAUACUCCAUGAAGCUUAUCAGUUUAUUUCUCUCGAAGUUCAAACUGUCAACAAAGGAAUUGACUUCAUUACUAAACUUAUUGAUAAAGCAGAAAUUCAAUUAAAACUUUUACGCUCAACUCAGAAUGAACUACAAAAGGAUGCUAUUGAUAAAGAUCACGCUCAAACAAUCGAUGAUCGAUUGUAUGGUCUCUGCAACUCAUCGACAAAUAUUGCUCUCUACAACGGGAUUGAAUAUUUCGACAAUACUCGGAGUAUCCCAACUUCAUGGAUGAGGUACACCCAAGAAAAUUUAAUUCGGUCACAAAAUCAACGUAGUGCAUCUGAAAAUCUACGUGAAAAAAUUGAUUCUGCCUUAAGAUCUAUAAUUGGUAGUGUACAUGGUCAAUUUGUUACGGUGAAUAAUGCACUACAAACAAGAAUAAAUGAAGUUACCAAUGCAAGAGAUAAUCUUCGCUUAUCCUUGAGAAAAGUUACACAGGAAUUAUAUGAAGUGGAAAACUUAAUAGGAGCACUUAAAAAGACGACGGAUGACAAAAUCCAACCAUUGAAGGUUGCACAAACCAGAUUAAAAGAAAGAACUCGAAGGAUCAAUGUGGAGAGUUGUUAUGAUCAACCAAUGAAAACACUUCAAACUGAAGUUUUGGAACUUAGAAAAACAAUCGAAGAACUUAAAAACAAUCGCAGGAAUGCAAACAUCACAUUAGCGAGAUUGCAAAAGAGUCGGACAUCCCUUGAACAAGAAAUAGAAACCAAAGAAAAUUCACUAUCUAUUGAUCAAAGGUGUUUAAGUAUGCGGAAAAGUUUCCCUAUCAAAGAUAAAUACGGAUCAUUAUACGCCAUUCCAGUUAGCUAUUAGAACAGAC